Messenger RNA from Mya arenaria, 5367 nucleotides. RefSeq lists its product as uncharacterized. The transcript has 29 exons. The record is from RefSeq and is a predicted model, not a curated record. Lineage: Eukaryota; Metazoa; Mollusca; Bivalvia; Myida; Myidae. Gene Ontology annotation, cellular component: cytoskeleton. The coding region runs from base 304 to 4305 and encodes 1333 amino acids.
GACAGGUGCGAAUUACCUACCUUGACACAGCAUGAAAACAAAUUGGAAAAAUAUUGACUGAUCUUGAGAUUACAUUUCACUGAAAAUAAUGUGUAACGUUUCAUCUAUCUUGUGUUAUGAGAACAAACAAUUUAACUUAUUUUUAACGACAGGUGUGUUUAAAUGGCGGGAAUAAACAUUCUAAAACGAAAAUAGAAAAAAAAAUACCUGUGAAAUACACGUACAGAAGUGAACAAAUCAGCAUGCAAUCCUUUGUUUACAUUGAGCGGUUAAAAUGUACUUUAUGACACAUUUCUAAAUGCAAUGUCUCGGCUGUCAAGAUUUUUACCAAAGUUCCUGCGGGGUGGAAAGGAUGGGAAACAAACCAGUGACAAAUCGCAGUGCAAGAUAAUUUUCCUCGACGAAACGGAAUAUUUCAUUCCAUACAAGGGAGCAUUCAAGGGUCAGUAUGUGCUGGACCGUGCAUUUGAGCAGCUCAACCUGCUGGAGAAAGACUACUUCGGCCUCCGCUUCAUUGACGGCACCGGCCAGACGCACUGGCUGGAUGUCAACAAGACCCUCUCCUCCCAGUUGAAAGGGUGCACUAUUCCAUACACAUUCUACUUUGGGGUGAAGUUCUACCCUGCCGACCCCUGCAAGUUACGGGAGGAAAUCACAAGGUAUCAGUUCUUCCUGCAGGUGAAGCGUGACAUCCUUCAUGGUCGCCUGCCUGUCUCCUUUGAGGAGGCUGCUGAACUCUUCACCUUUGCUGUCCAAUCUGAGCUUGGAGACUAUGACUCACAAGACCUGCCUCCAGGCUAUGUGUCAGAGUUCCAGUUUGUGCCAAACCAGACAGAGGCACUGGAGGAACACAUCACUCAGCUGCACAGGAGGCUUGGGGGGACGUUGCCGGCAACGGCUGAGCUGAAGUUCCUGGACAAGGUCAAGUGGUUGGACAUGUACGGCGUUGAUCUUCAUCCUGUCAUGGAUUGUGGCCUCUUUCUGCAGGGUGAGGGUAACACGGAGUAUUUUCUUGGUCUCACACCAACCGGGAUCGUUGUUUACAAAAACAAGACCAAAGUUGGAAACUACUUCUGGCCAAGAAUCACCAAAGUGAAUUUUAAGGGAAAAGUGUUCAUAGUCCGCGUAAAAGACAAAAUUAAUGAUGAGCAUACAUACGCAUUUGAGUUGGCGACGAAGCAGGCGUGUAAGCACCUGUGGCGCUGUUGUGUGGAGCACCACGCCUUCUUUAGAGUGAACCAGCUGGGCUCGGCUGCCCCUAGGGCUGCUAAGCCAUAUAGGUCCACCUCCAAACAUCGCUCCAGCGGACGUACAGAGAGGGAGCACAGCGGGGAGCAGCAGGGUCGUGACCAGCCACGCGUGAUCCGAGUACAGAGCAGGCGGCAGGCACGCAGGGCAAUGUCAGAUUCCAGGCUAAAUCAUGACCAUUCCACGACUGGUAUUCAGUUUACCGAGGGUCAUGUGACCAUGGUAGUCAAGCCCGAGCAAGUCAAAGGGCCUCGGCAUCGUAGCCUUCCAGACCUGAAGGGACGAGAGUCUCCAACUAGCACAAGGUCGGCACCCUGGGAAACCAACAUGGACACUGGGCUGUACACAUCUGGCCGAGAGUCUCCAGUGUCUGUAACACAGAGUGAGAAUGUGAACCAGCUCCGUCGUUACCAUAGAGACAGCGACAGUGAGGCUGGACACAGGAGAAAUAGAUAUCAUAGGCAAGGUUAUGAUAGUGAUGGCGGAAGUUCUCGUGUUAAGUAUUUCCCAAGCAGUCGGAAGGGUUCGGAUAAUGAAAGUGACGUCUCAGUCACCAGGAGAAAAAGGAGGGAUCAUGACUCGGGCAGUGAGUCAGACAUUUCUCCGAAUGUUCGGGACCGGUACAGGAAGGCACGCAGCGUCGGCCCUGAUAGAUUCGAACGUGAGUGGAAUGAUGCAGUACAGGGCUUAUAUAUGCAAGACAAGGAAAAUAGACCUGUCAUGUCUGCAUCUUCAGUCCAUUCUGCACCACUUGGCGAGGCACGCCAGAAAAAGAUGCGCCGUCGACGCAGCAAGUCCCCAGGCAACGGAAAACGGCCACCAGAGGAGCUGAGGCAGCACAUUGCGUUUGACAUGGUGGAACCAUCGCAGGAACUCACAGAGGAUCAACUCCGCGAGAUACCAUACGUGAAUGUCGAAACUAAGGCUGAGCCAUUCAGGGUUAAGUACUCUCCUAGCAACAGACGCAGAUACCGUUCUCCCAAACGAAAGUCCAUGGGUGACCUUGAAGGUGGAGUUAAGGUGAGUGGUGGUGGGGAGGAGCAGGCGCCACCCCCGUACAGUCAUACCCUGGAACAGACCCCAGAACCCCAACACAGACAGCCCACUGAACGGACCCCAGAACCCCGACACAGACAGCCCACUGAACAGACCCAGGAACCCCGAAACAGACAGCCCACAGAAAGACAAGGACCAGGCUUCUACUCUGACACUGGAAGUUUGCCAAGAAGGGCUCCCCCAGCGUAUAGCCAGCAGCAGUUCAACAACACCCUUCCAUCAAAGCACUUCACAGCAGACAUAAGAAGCGUUCCACAGUUUCAUGAAAAUGCCCUAUUUUAUGAGCCCAACAUGUCCCCCCGUUAUCAAGUGUUUAAAAACCCCAUGGUACAUCAUUACCACCCCCCACCCACUGCCGUGUUCAAGCCCAUUGACAAUACAGAUGGCCGAGGGUCUACAGCUACUGACCACAGCCAAACAAACAGAGUUAGGCGAUGUAGAAGUCUGUUUGUGAGGGUGAACAGUGUGGAGUGGGCGGUGAACGUCCGUGACCACGCCCUCUCUGCCCUCACCUUCUCCAGCACUCAGAGCACAGAAAACAAGCACAGCACAUGUCAAGGAGACUACUCUCAAGGUCAAAAGAAUUCUGUCUUAGGUCAUGAGGAAGUAGGUCAUGACCUUGAGGGUGAUGAUGAUGACAGAAACCAUGACUCUGGCCUUAACAGCUCCCAGAGCAGUGGUGGGCCCGGCUACCUCCCUCAGAGCCAGGUGCGGGGGCCCAUUGGCCGCAUGUUUGGUACCCAGGAUGCCAUAGCAAGACUCUACAGCAGUCCUGGGGCAGGCAGAAGAUCAAACAAUCAGUCUGAACAACCCGCAAAUCAAAGCUCUCCUUACAACAGAGGUGUGGCUGUAACAGCCAAUCCACAGCACCCUUAUAAUAUGCAUGCAGGUUCAGCGGAUAGGCCUUUGGUAAAUGGUCAAACUUCAAGCCAAGCUGUGAACUAUAAUAGUAGUAAUGCAAGUGGCUACCCAGUUAACUCCAGAUCUCAGGCACAGUAUUCUGGGUUUAACCAGAACAGAAUGAACUUGGUUCAGUCCCCACAAGAAGCUGCCAUUCAACCACGAGGUCAGCAACAAAAUGGAUAUAUAAACCAGUCACAUUAUCACCAUUCAAAUAACCAGUCAGGUUUAGAGAUGGAUUCAAAUAGAACAUUUUUCUCUCAAAAUGAUUCACACCAAGGUGGUUCUAACCAAAGAAGUAACUUUGCUCAACAAAAUACUCUCCAAGCCAACACACACCAAUCUUACCCUGCUCAGGAUGCUGACUUCCGGCCAAAGACCAAUCAAUACAAUGACUUCCUGCCCAAUGGCACCAGCCCCUCGAGACAGGAUGGGCGCCCCCAGACAUCAGCUGGCAGGGUCUAUAGCCCUGCAACAGGGCAUGGUUCCCAGUAUGGCCCAACAGCAGACAACCGGCUUGGCCUUCAGCCUAGCUGGCAGUAUGUUGGCAAUGGUGGAGUCAACGGUGGAGUCCCACAGGAGCCAGCCAAUCAGAAAACAGUACACCACGGACAACAGCCACUAAAACCAUCAGGAAGUGUGUCUCCAUAUUCACAAUCUCCUUCGUCGUCCCCUGUGAAAACUGGGAACCCCCAUUCACUGCAGGGCACCAGACCUCUAGCCAGUCAGAUCCAUUCUAAAAGUCACAUAAACUCCCCUGUCAAAAGCAGGAACAACCCCGGCAGUGGUGUGUCGUCACCAUCAAUGCAAAACAGGCGGACUGUAUCAGUCAAUCAGACUAACACACAGGGUCACAUGCCUCAGCAGAGGUCACCCAUGAAGGUUAAAUCUCCUGACAGUGCUAUCAGUUCCCUGAACAGUAUGAGCGUCACUGGCUCGGCUAGAAGCUCUCCUCAAAAGCAAACUCCACUAGGGGCGAAGCUGGACCCCAACAUAGGUAACAAUAACGUGCUGUCACAGAAGAACAACAUGGGUGGGGCUGACUGCAUUCGAGCAAGAACUCCGGCCUUUGGCCAGUCAGAGAGGUGGACCGAGUUGUGAUUGCUGUCUGUGAUUAUUAUAGCAGCUCAUUUUUUGUCUUUUUUGAAGGACCCAAACAGGCAGUUUCAAAUCUUUAUUUUUUAUUUUUAAGGUUUAAUAUAUAGCAAACAUAAUACAUACUUCCUUUGCAAUAUGUGUAGGUGAACAGUUAAUUUUUCUACAGAAGAUUUAUUAAAAUGAGAGUUGGGCUCAAAACAAAACAUCCUUUUUUUUAAAGUCUUUCUUCAAAAUAAAUAUGUGAUUAUGUUAACAAUGAAUUGUGGUUUUUGUGUUGAUUGGUUCUAUUUUAAGACAGAUAUUUGCAUUUUUUUGUAAACUGAGUGAGAGAAUUUAAUUCAUUAUUUUAUUGAAUAACUUUCUUAUUUGAAAAUGAUAUCAUCAAUGCUACAUAUAAACACAACAUAUUUAUAUUGCCGACAGACUUUCGAGAAAAAAAGCAAAUGCUUUUUGCACCAAAAUCUCGUAAAAUUUACUCAACUCCUUAACCAAAACAUGUUGCAAAGGAUGUUUGUUUUACUCUGAAAACAUACUUCCUAAAAACUAUCAUUUCAUCUUUUUAAUUUUUGGCUUUCCCCACCCACUUUGCACCCUAAUGUUGUUCCAUGUCAUUCGAUAAUUGUUGGAAGAAUACCAUUUUUCCUUAGAAAAAUCAUAUUUCUGACUACUUUUGAAUGAAUUAAAACAAGAUCUGCAUAGUAUGAUGUACUUUACAUAAGCAUGACCUUUUUUAAGCCAAUCAAUUGUCUGACAUUUUGCUUGGUUGGAGUGCAUGAAGAUUAGCUACUUCAAUUUUCUACUUUGAUAAACAUGUAACUGUGAUUUGACUGCAUACAUAUGAAGAACUGGUCAGCUUGUAAAAUCGUACAUUAGUUGGUAGUGUAUGUCUAAGUGGUUUUAUUUCAAAUAUGUUGCAAUAUUAAGUCAAUCACACUUAUAUCAGUCUGUCUUUUUUAAUAUUUGUAUAUUUGUAACUUACACUUGUAAUUAAUAGACGUCCAGUCAGUAUUUAUUAAUAUUUUGUACUUUUACAUUCAAACAUUUGUAAUAAAUGUGAAAAAUGGC